Thunnus maccoyii (southern bluefin tuna) is the source of this 3651-nucleotide messenger RNA. Its product is annotated as carbohydrate sulfotransferase 12-like. Gene Ontology annotation, biological process: carbohydrate biosynthetic process; proteoglycan biosynthetic process. NCBI's taxonomy places the organism in Eukaryota, Metazoa, Chordata, Actinopteri, Scombriformes, Scombridae. The coding region runs from base 600 to 1847 and encodes 415 amino acids. The transcript has 5 exons. The record is from RefSeq and is a predicted model, not a curated record. Gene Ontology annotation, molecular function: sulfotransferase activity. Gene Ontology annotation, cellular component: membrane.
CACGAGGCUGUGAUGAACCGAGCCACAUGGCGAAAGCUUCCCGACUAGAGGAACAGCCCGUUCCCGCGGCGCAGCUCUCCCGUCAAAGGCUACAUUGUGUCCGGUCUGGCAUCCGCUGGCGGCUGCUGCGGACAGGACGGUGUGAUGUAUCUCCCGGUGGGGGAGCUCAGGCUGCCCCCAUGGCUUUAUCUGUUGUUUACACAGCUGGUUUGACGUAGUGGUAAAUAAAUCAAAGGUUGCUGCAGGCAUGGAGCAGAGGUGAGAGUUAAUCCAUGGUUGGCCAGUUACACACCUGCACCGCAUACUCCUGCAGUGCACAGCAUCAUGAUAAGCCUGAUCCUGCCACAGACUCUAUCAUAGCUGCUGCCUAUCUGUCGCCAUGGUGAGAGAGAGCUCCUGGACCUUGACUCUGUUGCCAUGGUGACCCUGUAGCAAGAACCGUGUAACUACAAUCUGUUGCCCUGGUGAUCCCAUAAAAAGACCCAGGUAAUUAUUGCAAUCUGCUGCCAUGGCGAUGUUGUAGAACCGCCCUGUAAAGUCAUAGUCUGUUGCUAUGGUGGUCCUGUAGCAAGCAACAUCUGGCACACCAGUCAGUCAGUAUGGGAACGUCCAGGAUGUUCCGCAUUUUUGUAGUCCUGGGCUCGGCUUUCAUGAUCCUUCUGAUCAUCUUCUACUGGGAUGAUGUCGGAGCCUCCCAUCUGUAUUUGAACACUCCUGUCUCACCGGGCCCCAAAAUCCCACACCCCCACCCCCAGCAGCGAACUCAAACCUCCCGAACCCCGUCCUUCCUAUCCGACAUCGAUGCCUUUGUUAACCAGUUCUUAGAGCCAGGAACUGGUGAGCCCACAGACCCCGUCCCCGCUGAAUCAAGCAACCAAUCAGAGAAAGCCGAAGAACGGUAUAUACCUCGGCGGGAAUGGAAGAUUCACCUGACUCCGGUGGCAGCAGAGCUCCGUGAGAGACAGGAGCAGCGGCGGAGGUUACUUCAGGAGAUGUGUGCUAAUGACAGCGUGGUUUUUCCUGGCAAAAACCGCUCGUUCGAUGACAUUCCCAACAAGGAGCUGGACCAUCUUAUUGUGGAUGACAGACAUGGUAUUAUCUACUGCUAUGUUCCUAAGGUAGCGUGCAGUAACUGGAAGCGGAUCAUGAUAGUUCUUAGUGAGAGCCUGCUGCAUGAUGGCGUUCCCCAGAGAGACCCGCUGGCCAUCCCCAGAGACCUGGUCCACAACAGCAGCAUGCACUUCACCUUCAACAAGUUCUGGAAACGCUAUGGAAAGUUUGCAAGGCACCUCAUGAAGGUGAAGCUGAAGAAGUACACCAAGUUUCUUUUCGUGCGGGACCCCUUUGUGCGUCUCAUCUCCGCCUACCGGAACAAAUUUGAACUACGCAACGAGGACUUCUAUCGCCGCUUCGCACAGGUCAUGCUGCGCCGCUAUGCUAACCAGCCGACACCUCCUGCCUCUGUGGACGAGGCGUUCACUGUGGGCAUCCAUCCCUCCUUCUCCCACUUCAUCCAGUAUCUCCUAGACCCUCAGACAGAGAAGGAGAUGCCCUUUAAUGAGCACUGGCGGCAGGUGUAUCGGCUUUGCCAUCCGUGCCAGAUUCAAUAUGACUUUGUGGGCCACUUGGAGACGGCAGAGGAGGAUGCCGAGCACCUACUACGCCAGUUGCGGGUGGACAAUGUGGUGGAGUUCCCCACCUCUCAUAGGAACCUUACAGCCAGCAGCUGGGAGACCGACUGGUUCAACACAGUGCCUGUUGAGGCACGGAGGGAACUGUACAAGCUGUAUGAACCUGACUUCAGGCUCUUCGGCUAUGACAAACCAGACUCCAUCCUCAAUGAGUGACUCAUAAUUCCCAAGAAACUGACUCAGCCACACUGACGUUUUUUAUGUGAUGAAAUAUUGCAACACUCCAACAACAGUGACACCUCCCUUAGUCAUGGGCUUUGCAGAUGUGUUUUCCAGUCUUGUCUAUGCUACACUGAAUGUGCACAUUAUUAAGAACACUUACUCCUUUAAGGAAGCACAUCAAUUAGGUGAAGCCAGGUAUUAGCCAUUAUCCAUUAUUGUUUUUUAAUUAAAUCUUUACCAAUCACUAAGAUAGCAAGAAGCACACAAGUUAGAGUAGGACGGUUAAGAUAUGGAUUGUGUAACACACAGCUGAGAGAAUAACAGCAGGUGUCCCUAAGAAUCUGUACAUUCAGUGUAGUCUUUGACUCAAUUCAUGUGGAGUCUUUUGUACUCCCAACUCUGAUGUCAUGCCAUGCCUAUCAUUUAGGAAGUCACAGUUCUGCUGUGGCUAACUGUGACAAUCACACGGGCUUUGUAGCAGGAGGUUGCAAAUAAACCUUUGCCGAAGUGAUGUCACAGAACCAUACUCUAUGUUUGCGAUGUCAUAGGAACCGGGGGGAUCAGAAAAAACAACUAGAUUAGUUUUAAAUGUAGUUGCACUAGAGUCAGCUAAUUUAUUUCACAUUGUGUAAGUGCAAUGUUUAUGUUAAGCAUGAAAGGGAUUUUUUUUUUGUUGAACACUUAUGUUGAAAAUACACACUAAUGACAGCUGUCUACUUCAGAAACAGGUAGAAAUCCUUUAUACCUCAUACACACAUUAGGAAGGUAUGUUAUGUUAUGUUUCAUCUCAACAACAAACUUUACUGCUUCAUCAGACCUUCAGACAUUAGGUUUCAGCAUGUAGAAGUUAAUUAAAUGAUAUUAAUAGAAUAAUUUCUGACAGUAUUUUAGCAGCUUGCUUUAUUUGACCAGUUUCAAAGCAUGAUAUGGAUGCCACAUUGUAGCACAGCAGCUCCAGUGAAAACCAACCUAAAUAGCUGGAUUUGUCUCAGCUUGUCUUUGAGGCAUAAAACUGGCGUUCCAACAUUCUUUUGAUUUCAUCUCAGCUGGAUGUGCACGGGUGAGCCUCUGUUAUAUUUUAACAGACAGAGUUUUCAAAUGGGAACAUUUUGUGUUAUUGCUCGUUACCAUGACAGUGUUUUCAUCAGCAUUUGAUCACCUUUGUGUUUUCACGCACAAACUGCAGUUACUGACACUAAACUAUAUGAGUUGACAAGGACUGAGACAGUGUUGUUGUUCCCCCCUGAGUGUGACGAACAUUUUUAUGUUUUAAGGGCAGUAUUUUCAUGGAUUGCAGUGUUCUGUAGAUUGCCUUGUGCAAGAAGCUGAGCACAUUACAUGAAGCCAACAAGGAGUGAUUUUGAGUACGUGCACUACUACUGUGCUGUUUUGAAGAUACAACACUCCGUAAGUUGGGUUGAUGCUAGCAUAUUAAGUAUAGGAUGAGUCUUAAUGUCAGAGUUUCUAAGUACAGGUGUGAACAUGGUUAGAAUCAGGAUUAAUCACAUCAUGAUCUGGAUAUGGAUCUGAUUCCAUGGUUCAUACUGUAUGAAAAGAGUGGAAGAUAAGAUAGUGCCUUUGGUUGCAAAAGUUUACACAGCAAAAAAAGUAUUUUUGUAGAAGGACUUAAUUUUUACUUUGAACACUAUACAGUGACAGCUGUAUGAAGCCACAACAAGGUAUAUUUGAUAUACUGGGCCUUGUUUAUCUUGUGUGAUCAUUAUUUGGGAAGAAUUUGAAACAGCAGAGCCCUUCAGCAGAUUUAUCUAACUGUCUUUCUGGAAAUUUGUGUGAUUCA